Messenger RNA from Hypoxylon fragiforme, 3873 nucleotides. Its product is annotated as glycoside hydrolase family 2 protein. Gene Ontology annotation, biological process: lactose catabolic process. The record is from RefSeq and is a predicted model, not a curated record. The transcript has 5 exons. The coding region runs from base 336 to 3512 and encodes 1058 amino acids. Lineage: Eukaryota; Fungi; Ascomycota; Sordariomycetes; Xylariales; Hypoxylaceae. Gene Ontology annotation, molecular function: beta-galactosidase activity; carbohydrate binding. Gene Ontology annotation, cellular component: beta-galactosidase complex.
GGCUUUCCCCUUUAACUAGUAUAAUAUCACCCACUACCUACACACUACCUACUUAUUAAGGUAAACAAUAGAAGAGUGAUUAAUUUUGAAACGAACAUGUAGGAGGUUGCCCCGGCCUAAUCAUCAGUUUGAUCUACAACACAUACGCGAGAUCGGAUCUCUUCCCGACUAUCCCGUUUCUGUUGUUUCCCCUCAUCUUGUCGGUUCGACCGAGAAUUUGUAUCGUACUAUAAGGAAGUAAAUACCUUACCGUGCUUCUAUACAUACCUUGGUAACUAAAAAGUCCCGUUUUGAAUUCUGGAGAUUGGAUUCUGUGUGCUUUUUUCCCGAAUGCUAUGUCUCAGACUAAAGUUCAUCCAGCUUUCCAGCCCGACUGGAACAAUCUCGAUAUACUUCACAGGGGAACCCUUUCGCCGCGGGCAAACUUCUAUGUGUAUAACUCUAUCAAAGAUGCCCUGACGUACGACAUAACCAAAUCCAACACGCAUUGUCUUUCCGGGACCUGGAAAUUCAACCUUGCUAAAAACCCCUUUGAAGCUCCAAGAGGGUUCGAGGCUCCGUCUUUCGAUACCGCAAAAUGGGCCGACAUUACCGUGCCCAGCAUGUGGCAGCUGAAUGGUUACGGCAAGGGUCCUCAUUACACCAACGUCAACUUCCCCAUUCCUGUAGACCCACCCAAUGUACCCCUCGAAGACAACGAGACGGGGUCCUAUGUUCGGAGAUUCACGGUACCCGAUGGUCUCAGGGGCUCCCAGCUCCGGUUGAGAUUUGAAGGAGUGGACUCUGCUUUCCAUCUGUGGGUCAAUGGAAAGGAAAUAGGAUAUCAUCAAGGAUCACGUAACCCGUCCGAGUUUGACGUUACCGAUGCAGUUGAUGAGAGCGAUGAAAAUACUGUCGCCGUUCGUGUCUAUCAAUACUGCGAUGGGACAUACAUUGAAGACCAGGAUCAAUGGCGGAUGAGUGGAAUUUAUCGUGAUGUUUAUCUUCUUGGAUUUCCAGCGAAAUCACGCAUCGAUAACCUCUUUGUCCAGACCAAACUCUGCCCUCAGUAUGUUGACGCCAACCUCAAGGUGAGCAUUGUCACUACAGGAAAUGGGAAGAUUAGAGCUCUUCUCUUCGAACCCUCAAAAAGUCAAGUUAUCGCUGAAAAAGAGGUAACUUUUCCUGAUGGGUCUACUGGAAUUUUGCUGCCGAUAAGCAACCCCAUAAAAUGGACGGCGGAGACCCCAGUUCUAUAUCACCUUGUCGUCUCCGUGAAUGAUACAUAUUUCAUUGCACAUCGGGUAGGCUUUCGGCAGGUGGAGGUCAAAGAUGGCCUCAUAAAGGUGAAUGGGAAACGUAUCGUCCUCAAAGGGGCAAAUCGGCAUGAGCAUCAUCCCAAGUAUGGCCGAGCCGUUCCAUUCGAGUUCAUGAAGCGGGAUCUGAUGCUUAUGAAAACUCAUAAUAUCAACGCGAUCCGAACCUGCCAUCAACCGAGUGAUGUUCGGCUGUAUGACCUUGCCGAUGAAUUAGGUUUCUGGGUCAUGGAUGAGGCAGAUCUCGAAUGCCACGGGUUCGAAUCAAUAUGCGAUGCCGCGCUGUCCCCUACGGAUAGAGCCCUCCCCUUUCGCGAACGGCAGCUCUUGACUCGGGUGGAGGCAGCCAAAUGGACGACAGAUAACCCUGCCUGGGAGCAUGCCUACGUAGACCGCGCCAAGCAACUGGUUUUCCGUGAUCAACUUCACCCUUCCGUUAUCAUUUGGUCUUUAGGAAACGAGGCCUUUUUCGGCCGAAACUUCAAGUCGAUGUACAGCUGGAUCAAGUCGUACGAUGAUAGUCGACCCAUCCACUACGAGGCUGACAUAUAUGCUGAGACCAUGGAUAUGUAUUCCACAAUGUACCCGCCGAUCGAAACUAUCGUGGACUUUGCCCAGGACGACUCCAAGACCAAGCCCCUCGUUCUAUGCGAGUUUAUCCACGCGAUGGGAAACGGCCCGGGGAAUAUCAAAGAGUACAUCGACGCCUUUUACGAGUACCCGAAGCUUCAGGGCGGCUUCGUGUGGGAGUGGGCCAACCACGGCCUUCUGACUACGGAUAAGGAGACGGGGGAUGAGUUCUACGCGUACGGCGGGGACUUUGGCGAUGUGCCAAACGAUAGCAAUUUCAUCAUGGACGGGGUGCUGCAUUCGGACCAUACGCCAACUCCAGGGCUCAUAGAAUACAAGAAAGGGCUGGAGCCGGUUAAGGUUGUGGCGUACGACCCGGGAAAAGCAACCAUUGUGAACCGCUACGAUUUCAUUACUCUCGACCAUCUCGAGUGCAGUUACGUGGUCCUGGACGAAGGGAAGCCGACAUCCCAGAGCGGCAACCUCGAAAUUCCUCCCGGAAUAGAACCGGGGCGCACCGCCGACCUAACCCUCCCGUCCACCGACUUUCGCGGCGAGGGGAUCCUACAGCUUUCCUUCCACCAACUCUCCGCCACCCCGUCCCUCUCCGCCGGGUUCGAAGUCGCCUUCGCAGAGAUUCCCCUCCGCCCUUCUUCCGCCCCUUACCCCCUCCUCCCCCCUUCCUUCCCACCUGCGACAGACACAAAACUCAGCGUUACCGAGACCCCGACUCUUCUGACAAUCACCACCUCCUCUUCGACAGCAAACACAACCUGGACCUUCUCCCCCAUCCACGGCAAGCUCCUCUCCUGGACCAGGAACAGCACCGCCAUCCUAGCGACAACCGCAGACUCCGGCCCCGAGUUCUCCGCCUUCCGCGCGCGCACCGACAACGAUGUGCCGCAGGACGGUCGCGACUGGUGCGAGCGGCUGCUGCACCUCGCGAAGGUGUAUACACGGAGCUGUACCUGGGACGCUGUGGAAGCGGGGGAGAGAACCUUCACCAUCCACGCCCACCAGCGCUUCGCCCCGCCCGUCCUCUCGUGGGCCAUCGAUCUACACCUCACGUACACGUUCCACGCCUCAGGCGCACUGUCACUCCGGGCCCAGGGCUCGCCGCGCGGCCAAAACCUCCCGCGCACGCUUCCGCGCAUCGGGCUUAGCUUCGAGAUGCCGGGCUCGUGGGCCGGUGGCGAUCCUUCACUGCCGGCGGCAGCAGUAGCGUGGUACGGCCGCGGCCCCGGCGAGAGCUACGCCGACAAGAAGCUCUCGCAGCGCGCGGGCGUGCACGAAGCCCGCUCGGUGGCGGAGCUCUGGACCGGGUACGAGGUCCCGCAGGAGGGCGGCAACCGCACGGACACGCGGUGGGUGCGGUUUGCGCAUGCGGGGGGCGAGGCGCUGACGGUGCAGUUUGUGGAUCUGCCGGGGAAGAGGACGCUGUUCGACUUCGCCGCGUCGCAUUACCGCGCCAAGGACGUGGAGGCGGCGAGGCACCCCCACGAGCUGCGGAGGAGGAGGACGGAGAAUGUGGUGGUGAGGCUGGAUAGGCGACAUCAUGGGCUGGGGAGCGGGUCGUGUGGGCCGAGGACGAGGGAUGAGUAUGCGCUGUUGGCGGAGGACUUUGAGUUUGAGGUUUUGUUCUCGUAAGGAGGAGGUAGGUGUCUGAUUAGCUAGUAGGUACCUACCUUUAUGGAGCUGGGCUGGCUACCCCUAUUUUCAGGUUGACCUACCUACCUAUCUACGAUGUCUUGUUGGGAGUAGCAUGUUAUAGAGCAAAUAAGUGUUUUCAAAGAUACCGUAACAUCAAACCCUAGCCAUAUAACAUCAUUGUCCAAUCUGGCCAUCAAAUGCCCUUCUCAUCCUAUGAUCAGUUGUUCUGAAGGGGUUGGUUGGCCGCCUGUCGCAUAUGCCUUAGAUGGCUUGUACUCACCUCUCUCUAACUAUGUAUAGGUAGCAUGAUUCAGCUCAUAUAUCGAAGCAGACAUACACCAAGUAGGUAGGCAUAUCU